CCUCUCCUUCGCUUCCUUCGCUGGGAGGUUUUCUUUCUUCCCGGCCGACUCUUCUUCGAACCUUCUUCUUCCAGUCAGUCGUCCUUGCUCCUCUUGCCCACGAAAAAGCAGCGGAGCAGUACCAUCCAUACUGGAAAGCAGGUGAAUUUCAGAAGCAACUCGAGAAGAAGAAGAUCAUGGCGUCCAUGGAGGGCCUGAUCGGGCUGAUGAACCGCAUCCAGCGAGCCUGCACGGCCCUCGGAGACCACGGGGGAGGAGGCGACCUGCCCACCCUCUGGGAGUCGCUCCCAACGAUCGCCGUCGUCGGAGGCCAGUUGUGAACUUAACGUUGAUUGAUCUUCCGGGGUUGACAAAGGUUGCUGUAGAAGGACAGCCUGAAAGUAUUGUUCAAGAUAUAGAGAAUAUGGUUCUCUCAUAUGUUGAUAAGCCCAACUGUAUCAUUCUGGCUAUAUCUCCAGCAAACCAGGAUAUUGCGACUUCCGAUGCAAUUAAGCUCGCAAAAGAAGUUGAUCCAACAGGUGAAAGGACUUUUGGUGUGUUGACAAAGCUGGACCUGAUGGACAAAGGAACAAAUGCUCUUGAUGUUCUCGAGGGAAGGGCCUAUCGGCUGCAGAAUCCUUGGGUUGGAAUUGUCAAUCGCUCGCAAGCAGAUAUCAAUAGAAAGGUUGACAUGAUUGCUGCAAGGGAAAAAGAAAGGGAAUAUUUUGAAAGCAGUCCUGAUUAUGCACAUUUAGCAAGCCGCAUGGGUUCUGAAUACCUUGCUAAGCUUCUUUCUGAGCAUCUUGAAUCUGUUAUCAAAGCACGCAUUCCCAGUAUCACAGCGGUAAUCAAUAAAACUAUAGAUGAACUUGAAUCAGAGCUGGAUACCAUUGGGAGAGCUGUGGCUUCUGAUCCAGGGGCUCAACUUUACACCAUAUUGGACCUCUGCCGUGCUUUUGACCGUGUUUUCAAGGAACAUCUUGAUGGAGGGAGGUCAGGCGGCGAUAGAAUAUACCGUGUGUUUGAUCAUAAGCUCCCUGCUGCUUUUAAGAAGCUUCCCUUUGAUCGCUAUCUAUCUGUGGAAAACGUCAAGAAGGUGGUCUCAGAAGCAGAUGGCUAUCAGCCCCAUCUUAUCGCCCCUGAACAAGGAUACCGUCGUCUUAUUGGAACUGGCCUCACCUAUUUCAGGGGACCAGCUGAAGCCACGGUUGAUGCGGUCCAUGUUGUUCUGAAAGACUUGGUCAGGAAAUCCAUAGGAGAGACAGAGCAACUGAGAAGAUUCCCCACUCUACAAGCUUCGAUUGCGACCGCUGCUAAUGAAGCCCUGGAAGGUUUUCGGGAGGACGGGCGCAGCACAGCACUUCGUCUAGUGGAAAUGGAGGCUACAUACCCGACGGUGGAUUUCUUCCGGAACCGACCUCAAGAUCCUGCUGCUGAUGCUAGUACUAAGGGGGGAGCUAAAAAUCAUUCAGCGGACUCGUCGGUGCCUCUUGACCGCUACGGCGAUGGGCACUACAGGAACAUUGCCUCCAACGUGUCCCAGUACAUACGGAUGGUCGGGGACGAGCUCUUGAAGACGAUCCCCAAGGCAGCUGUCCACUGCCAAGUGCGCGAGGCCAAGAGGUCUCUGCUUAACCAUUUCUACGUGCAGAUCGGGAAGAAAGAGGCCGGGGAGUUCGGGCACCUGCUGGAUGAGGACCCGGCGAUGAUGGAGCGCCGGCAGCAGUGCUGGAAGAGGCUGGAGCUGUACAAAUCUGCGAGGGACGAGAUCGAUUCCGUGGCGUGGAGCAGCAGCAGAUAGCUGACGAGGAGGAUUGGAAUAAUAGGCACGAUCUAGCUGCUAGCACUGCUGUCUGCCGAUAUAGUAUAUGGUAGUAUACAUGGUUGUUGUAUAUAGGUACCAUACCGGGGCCACACAGACAGGACAUGCUUAAUUACAUUACAUGAGGAAUUAACACAUACAGUAUAUAUGAUUCAGAGAUUAUAUUAUUCGUAA
This is a messenger RNA of Setaria italica (foxtail millet), 1975 nucleotides long. RefSeq names its product dynamin-related protein 1E. Gene Ontology annotation, cellular component: membrane; microtubule; cytoplasm. Gene Ontology annotation, molecular function: microtubule binding; GTPase activity; GTP binding. The record is from RefSeq and is a predicted model, not a curated record. NCBI's taxonomy places the organism in Eukaryota, Viridiplantae, Streptophyta, Magnoliopsida, Poales, Poaceae.